Messenger RNA from Coregonus sp. 'balchen', 1381 nucleotides. The record is from the annotation of a GenBank genome assembly. NCBI's taxonomy places the organism in Eukaryota, Metazoa, Chordata, Actinopteri, Salmoniformes, Salmonidae.
AUGUUCACGCCGGAGUGCAAGUUUAAGGAGUCGGUGUUUGAGAAUUACUACGUGAUCUACUCGUCCACUGUGUACCGGCAGCAGGAGUCCGGUCGGGCCUGGUUCCUAGGCCUCACCAAGGAAGGUCAGGUCAUGAAGGGGAACAGGGUCAAGAAAACCAAGCCCUCCUCACACUUUGUCCCCAGGCCCAUUGAAGGUAAGGUAUCUGAAUGUGUCUGCCAUCUCAUCUGUGUAUUGUCUUUUGCAGGUUUUGAUCGCCUGGAGUAAGUUGGUUGAAGCCCUAUAUGGUGAAAUCAGGGGCCUCGUUUAAAAAACAUUUUCAUGCACAGACUUGAUCGUACAUUGUGCGUACGAUGAAAUCCACAACAACAUGGUGAUUUAUAAAUCUUAAACUUGACGUUGGAAAUAAGUGAUUUACUUGGAUUUGCAUGACAUUUCAUGAUUUAUAAAUGAAACGCUUUUAUGUGAUAUACACAACAUUAUUAGAGUGUGUACUCAUUUAAAAAAUUGCAUUUCCUCACACUGCCGCUACAGUUUUCCUCAUGCUAAUAUUAAGUACAAAAAGUUUUAUAAACAUGGGGAAUAAUGUUGGACCUAUGUUGUUGUCAAAUACUUUAGCUGUAUUUGAUUUACUUUGCACAAUGGCACAAAUGAAAUACUCACAAAAGUGGGUAACGCUUUAUAAUUAUAUCCAGUAAUAAAUCAUUUAUAAGUUAUUUAGAAAUAGUCUGCCCACCAUUUUAUUAAUCAUUAUUCCUAUAUUUUUAAAUGUCAGAAAGCUAGUUAUUCAUGCAUUUAUAAACACCUUUUUAAAUGAUGUAUUGCUGGUUUAUAAGGACAUGUAAAAGGUGUUAAAUAUAGAUACUUAUCUAUAUUAGACUUUUGCAAUAGGCUACCUGAUCUAAAGCAAGUACUAUCUAUACUUUGUAAACAACCUGUUUAUAAAGGACCUGAGUAAUUCCUCCCAAAAAGCUGGACAUGCCAUUAGACAUUCCAGCAGUACCUGAGGUCUCAAAAUGACCUAAAACAUACCAAUGGUGAAAGAGUAACGAUCCAACACAGGAAGUUACAUUUUUAAGGACAGAUACUUAAUAUUUUAUUCCAAAACAGGUUCCAAGAGCAACUUCCUACACUCUGUGGGAGUCCCUGAGCUCGAUCUGACUUUGUCUCUCUGUUUGCCCAUUCAUCUCCUCAUUAUUUGUCCUCCAUGUUCUCCUCUAUCCCCCCCUGCUUCCUGCUUCAUCCUCUACUACAUACACUGUCUGCAGUGUGUAUGUACAGGGAGCCGUCACUGCAUGAGAUCGAGGAGAAACAGCGCUCCAGGAAGAGCUCAGGGACUCCCACCAUGAACGGAGGGAAAGCUGUCAACCAGAACUCCUAG